Molecule: messenger RNA, 2895 nt
Organism: Pyricularia pennisetigena
Lineage: Eukaryota; Fungi; Ascomycota; Sordariomycetes; Magnaporthales; Pyriculariaceae
Exons: 1
Coding region: 1-2895 (964 amino acids)
Biological process (GO): mitochondrial tRNA 3'-end processing
Cellular component (GO): mitochondrion
Molecular function (GO): 3'-tRNA processing endoribonuclease activity
Source: RefSeq, a predicted model, not a curated record
AUGAAUAUUUCGCAAAGGACCGCCAACCGGCUUACUAGCGCAUUAAGAUCUCCGCCGCGUGUAGAAAGGCUUAGCAUUGGCAAUAAGUACUUGCUGCAACUGCGAUACCAUCGCACCGACCGGCGGCCCACCGCGCUCGACGAUUCAUAUGACCUCAACGACCUAGCCGUCACCCUUGCCCCAUUCAAGGAAUCGUACGCCUUCAGUGAUCCUACCCAAGCCCCCUCGUGGCUCGCCAUCGCGCGCGCCAAGUCCAAACUCCGUCCUCAGUCCAAGCGGCAGUCGCCCAAACGCAUUCCAGAGGCAACAAGCAUGCUAUCCCAGGCGGACCUCGUCUGGGCUCCGACGGCCGACACUGCAGGGUCCGCAAUAUGGCUGCACUGCGAUUCGCGCCGGUACUUGAUUGGGAGAGUCCCUGAGGGGACUCAGCGUGUGCUGGCCGGUAGGUCUAACGACAGGCCCAUUAUCAAGCUCGAGGAAAUCAUGAUCACUGGCCCCAUCGGUUCCGAAACAUGCGGCGGCCUCAUGGGUAUGGUGCUCACACUGGCGGCUUCCAAAGCGAUGGCUGUCAGGGACAACGGUCCUAAAAGCAAAAAGAACGAUCCAAAGGCGCCGAGUUGGAACAGGUUGCGGUUGCGCGGGAGCAGGAACUUGCCCUACUAUCUUGCCAUGGGUCGUAGCUUCAUAUUGCGCCAAAAACUACCAUUGGAUGUGAACGAGAUCCUGGCCGAUCCGAGGCUAGAGGAUCCGAGCAGUUCCGAACAUGACUGGGAGGACGAAAAUAUUCGUGUGUGGCACGUUCCAUUAUCGGCCAACACAAGCCACUCCCCCGGCGGCAGAAAGCGGGCGAGGGUCAGUCACGAUGAUGAUGGCAAGCCUGAGCCCGAGAUGCUCAGUGAAACAGACCAGCAGCUUGUCAAGUCGGUGCUCAUGACCAUGUUCGAGACUGAUUGGCGGCUCGAUGGCCUUGUCGAGAUAAAACUGUCCGAAGCCCGCAGGGACGCCACCCUAUAUGUGCGCAAGAAUGGCAACCUGGAGGAGUACCACGGUCCUCUGCCCGGGGAUUCGGAACCCGUCCCAGAUAUAACCGUUUUGACCAGGAGAAACUGGAAUGCAGGCCAGAUUCGAAAUCUCCCCAAAACUUCUCCUUCCAGUACUUCGAUGUGCUACAUAGUCAAAUUACAGCCGCGCCGUGGCAAGUUUGACAAAGAAGCCGCAGAGAAAUUUGGAAUCCAACACAAGCAAAGAGGUCUGAUAUGCAUGGGACACUCUAUCACCACAGACUCUGGUGAUGUGAUCACGCCUGAAAUGGUCAUGGCUCCGCCCAUUCCCGGUAUGGGCUUUGCCGUGGUUGAUGUCCCUUCGGCAGAUUACGUCGAUUCCUUACUUUCCAGGCCAGAAUGGGACAACGAAAAAAUAAUGAGUGACAUGGUCGCCAUCUACUGGACACUUGGUAAAGGUCUGGCAGAUGACGAGAGGAUCUUGGCCUUCAUGAGAAAGCACAGUCACCUGAGACACACCGUCUCAUCGUUGGACGUUUGUGCGAACCAUAUCUCCUUUGAGACGUCGACCAAAGGCAUCAUUAGGCAUCACUACCUAGACCAAAAACGUUUCCCUUUACCCGUCUUCAACAACGUUGGGCCGAUGGGCGAUUUGUCAUCAAAACCCUUUCUGCCAGCGAAAUCUGAGGCGAGAUUAGAGUUGGCGCCCAAGUACGCAUUUCAAGACGACAGGGUACAGCGACCGCUAACUACCGACGCCAAAGAGCUCCGACCCUCUUCAGCAGUCAGAGAACUCAUCGAUGCCGCUCGCGAGACCGUCAAGACGCACGAUUUCAAGGCUCUUAUCCAGGCGGACAACAAAGACCUGCCUUGCCCCGACGCCGAAGUGAUUGCUCUCGGGACUGGGUCCUCGUUGCCCUCUAUCUAUCGCAACGUUUCAGCCACUCUUGUGCGCGUCCCAGGUGCCGGAAACUAUCUGUUCGACUGCGGCGAAAGUACCCUCAGCCAGCUCCGCCGUCAUUAUGGCAUCGAGGGGGCCGACGAGAUACUGCGCGACCUGCGUGUCCUCUGGCUUAGCCAUCCUCACGCAGACCACCACCUUGGCACCGCAAGUCUUCUUCAGGCAUGGGAUGCAGCCACCUCGUCUGUCAGCGCAACCACAUCAGAAGGAAAGCCCCCUUCCCUCACGGUGGUCGGCCCCCAAGGCCUGAUGAGCUAUAUCAGAGAAUACCAAAAUGUCGAACAUAUCAGCAACCGUCUGACCCUCAUCGGCGUGGCGAGGCCCAACAGAUCCACCCGCAUUUCGGAGCCCAUCACGUUCACCGGGACUGAUCAAGCUAACCUCGGCGGCCUUACGCGGAUAGAUGUGGCCAGGACCGACCACUGCUUCGACUCGUUUGCAACCGUCUUCACAUGGGAGAAGACGGGCCUAAAGGUGGCUUACUCGGGCGACUGCCGCCCAUCGGACGACUUCGUCCACAUAGGGCAGGGAGCGACGCUGCUCAUCCACGAAGCGACAUUUGAGAACGAAAAGCAGGGCGACGCCAUCGCCAAGAAGCACAGCACUAUGCGCGAGGCUAUGGACGUGGCGAGGCGCAUGAAGGCGCGUAGAGUGCUGAUGACGCACUUUUCACAGCGCUACGCCAAUAUCCCCAAGGAUCUCGAGCGACGGAACAGUGCCAAUAUGGACAUGAUUGUUCUGUUCGCGUUUGACCACAUGAGGGCCAAGCUCGGCGAGUUCACCGAGGCGGUCGAGUUCUUGCCUGCGCUGCAGAAGAUGUACACCAUCGUGUUGAAGGAAGAGCACGAUGAGGCCCACGUUAGCACUCCCGAUCUGGCUGCGGGACAAGUCGGUGAAGGGUCGACACUCGAAGACGUGGCUGUUGAUGUUUAA